Penicilliopsis zonata CBS 506.65 is the source of this 969-nucleotide messenger RNA. RefSeq lists its product as hypothetical. The record is from RefSeq and is a predicted model, not a curated record. Bases 1 to 969 code for a protein of 322 amino acids. Gene Ontology annotation, biological process: mitochondrial respiratory chain complex IV assembly. Gene Ontology annotation, cellular component: membrane; mitochondrion. The transcript has 4 exons. NCBI's taxonomy places the organism in Eukaryota, Fungi, Ascomycota, Eurotiomycetes, Eurotiales, Aspergillaceae.
AUGCGGCCGAUCUUGUCGUUGUUCCGACACACAGCUACCAAAGCCUCGUGGCAGCUUCCUGCGCGAAAUAUCCGCAAUAAUGAAUCCUCCCUAAAUUUCGACUCGAUCUGCGCAAGAUGUCGGCGACAACAGACCCGAUUCUACAGCUACAAGCAGCCAGCUGAUGAUCCCCGAUGGCUGUCUGUUGUUGAUCACCCCGCGCAGAUUGUUCGGACUGGCCAAAAACAUGGGCCAGGCCUCAUUAUUCUGGCUCUCAUCCCUAUUAUUUCCUUUGGCCUUGGGGCGUGGCAGGUCCAGCGUCUUGAGUGGAAGACCAAGUUGAUUGCAAAGGUCGAGGACCGCCUUGUCAAGCCCCCUCUGCCGCUUCCUCCACGAGUCGACCCGGAUGCCAUUUCGGAAUUCGACUACCGCCGAGUACUUGCCACCGGCCACUUCCGACAUGACCAGGAGAUGCUUGUGGGACCCCGGAUGCGGGAGGGCGAGGACGGAUUUUUGGUUAUAACACCUCUGGAGAGAGGUGAAGGACAGAGUACCGUCCUGGUUAACAGGGGCUGGAUCUCCAAAAAGGCCAAGAGCCAGAAGGACAGAGCUUUGGGUUUGCCCCAAGGAGAGGUCACUGUGGAAGGAUUGCUGCGCGAGCCGUGGAAGAAGAACAUGUUUACGCCCGAUAACAAGCCCGAGGAAGGGAAGUUUUACUUCCCGGAUGUCUAUCAGAUGGCUGAAUACACGGGCAGCCAGCCCGUGUGGAUUGAAGAAACUAUGGUGCCGGACUUGCUUGAGGCGUAUGACCGGGAGGCGAAGGGCAUUCCCAUCGGCCGGGCUCCCGAGGUCAAUCUCAAAAAUAACCACACUCAAUACAUUUUCACCUGGUUUGGACUUUCCUUUGCAACCUCCAUCAUGCUGUGGAUGAUCAUCAGGAAGCGACCGAAUGAAGCCAUUCGACGGGUCCGCCAGAAUAAAAGCUGGUGA